Molecule: messenger RNA, 1708 nt
Organism: Bemisia tabaci
Lineage: Eukaryota; Metazoa; Arthropoda; Insecta; Hemiptera; Aleyrodidae
Source: RefSeq, a predicted model, not a curated record
AAGUCAGUUACACGGAUCAAUACUAGAGGGCCUCGUGUAUCUCACUCUCCCUAAUUUUAAGAACUUGAUUUCAAUAAUAAUCGUUAGAAGUUUGAAAUUGGCUCUAAUCAGUGUGUAAUUUUGGUUUUCCUAACAUACUUUUUAGAUACCUUGAGCUUUGCAAAUAUUCAAAGAAUGCCUCCUGUGGAAGUAUGCAAAGAGGAGCAAAUCCGGCCAAGCUACCUCUUCACGGAGUUACGGUCGGCUGAGAAUUGGUUAAAGCACAAACACCUGGAUGACAAUCUGCAAGGACUGUGGCGCAUUCAUGACGGAUUGUACGAUUUGAGCGGUUAUAUUGAUAAACAUCCAGGAGGUCGACAAUGGCUCGAGAUUACUAAGGGGACGGACUGCACGGAGGCGUUUGAAAGCCAUCAUUUGGGAAAGAAGGCCGAGAAAAUUCUACCAAAAUUCUUCGUAAAAGUAGCGUCAGCACCAAGAGGGGUGGACUACACGUUCUUGAAGGAUGGAUUCUAUAAUUCUUUAAAGACGGAAGUGAAAUGCGUUUUAAAAACCUUGCCAAUCAAGAAAAUUGAAGCCCAGUCGAAGAUUAUCAUGGACGCAAUCGCUUGCACGACCCUCCUUUUGGUUGCUGCCGCUGCCUAUGAGAGCAGUUACACCAUUGCGACCGUCAGUGGAGUCCUCCUCGCGUUCACGGCCAAUGCAGGUCACAAUUUCUUCCACAAGAAGGACAACUGGCGAAUGUACUACAUUCAUUUGAGCCUCCUAUCUGUUAGAGACUGGCGGAUAUAUCAUUGUCUCAGUCAUCACGUGUACACGAACACACUUCAAGACCUGGAGCUGACUUCUUUCGAGCCAUUUUUCGAUUUCACUCCAGACCCCAAGAAAAACUGGAUUCAGCGGUUUUUGUCCUGGGUUUAUUAUCCUUUUAUUCACGCUACGAUGUGUCACGCAGAGUUUUUCUCCAGAUGUUACCAUGAAACUCUCUCAAAGUCAGAAUUGUUGAUUGCCCUGGUGAUUCCCACACUUAUUUUUGUAGCUAAUGGAGGAUACAUCAUAUCAGCUAUCUUUAUGUGGACUUGGAUUAUAUGUGUUGCAAGCCUCUUUCAAAACAUCACUGAUAUAGUUGCAACUCAUCGCUCUGUGGAUUUCGUGCAAGGCGAUGCGCCGAGGAGAGACCGUGACUGGGGUUUGGCUCAAAUCGAUACAACGAAAGAUAAUCAAAGGCUGAUAGGAAACCAUUUUUUCGCCCUCGUCAUGUUCGGCGAUCACACGCUGCACCAUCUCUUCCCAACAGUGGACCACGGCGUUCUCAAGUAUCUCUAUCCGGUUUUUUUGAGGACCUGCGAGAGAUUCAAUGUCAAGUGGGAGACACAAAGCUCGUCCCGGUUAGCGACAGCUGAAUUCCGAGCUUUGGCCAGGAAUGAACCCAACAGAAACCCUCCGCAUCAUGCAACCCUGCAUGGAAAUGCAACUAUGCAGGAUUAUUAUGAAAUAAGCCAUCUGCAAAAGACCUUAACACCAACUAAACUUUUCCUGAAAGUAAAGUCACAUACCAUCGUCCAUGUCUUCAUCCGAGAAGGAAAGCUGUCUGAAUCCUCCGGCAACUGGCCAACUGGCAGUAAAUGGCCCCGAGUGUUUAAUGCAUUUUGGAUUCCGUUUGCUGUAAAAAAAAGAAAGAAUUAAAGGAUUUGUCUUACAAUUUCGAAUA